Scomber japonicus (chub mackerel) is the source of this 1536-nucleotide messenger RNA. RefSeq names its product receptor-type tyrosine-protein phosphatase-like N. Gene Ontology annotation, cellular component: secretory granule. Gene Ontology annotation, biological process: protein dephosphorylation. NCBI's taxonomy places the organism in Eukaryota, Metazoa, Chordata, Actinopteri, Scombriformes, Scombridae. The record is from RefSeq and is a predicted model, not a curated record. Gene Ontology annotation, molecular function: protein tyrosine phosphatase activity.
AUGAUUGAGUGCAGGGGCCAGUGUGACGAUGAGAAGGGGGACAAAAACAACAAGCGUCAGGCCUCCAAAAAGAAACACGAUGGUAGAGGCAGAGUUGAGAAUGAUGAUAUGAAUCAAGAGGAUUAUAUCGUGGCCAUCAGUGCGGAGGAGGAGGAGGAGCAAGCGGCCAUGUUGGAUAGGAAUGAUGGGAAGGCGUUGCCCCUGGCGACCAGAAUCCAGCCUGGCUCCCGCUGGGUGUUCGCCACGCUGGUUGCCAUGGCGUGCAUCGGCGGCAUCCUGGUGGCCACCAUGACCAUAGCCUGCCUGCGUCACCACGCUCACCGGCUGGCCGCCAAGAAGCUGGGCCUGGGACCUGAGGGGGGCAGCUUCAGCCACCAGGAGUACCAGGACCUGUGUCGUCAGCACAUGGCCUCCAAAGGUGCAUUCGGACGCAUGGAAGCCGCCGCCCUCGGUGCCGUGGGAGGAGCAGGAGGAGGAGGAGGAGGAGCAGGAGGAGGAGGUGGUGCUGGAGGAGGAGGUGCAGGAGCAGCAGGAGGAGGAGGUGCAGACUCCAGGGUGAGCAGCGUCUCGUCUCAGUUCAGCGACGGCGCUCAGCCAAGUCCGAGCUCCCACAGCAGCACGCCGUCAUGGUGCGAGGAGCCGGCACAGGCCAACAUGGACAUCUCUACCGGUCACAUGAUCCUGGCUUACAUGGAGGAUCACCUGAGGAACAAGGACCGCCUGAUGAAGGAGUGGGAGGCUCUGUGCUCCUACCAAGCCGAGCCCAGUGUCGUAUCCACGGCUCAAAGCGACGCCAACACCAAGAAGAACCGCUGCCCCGACUCUGUUCCCUACGAUCACUCGAGGGUGAAGCUGAAAGCCGAGAUCAACCCUUCACGCUCCGACUACAUCAACGCCAGCACCAUAAUUGAACACGACCCCCGGAUGCCGGCCUACAUCGCCACCCAGGGUCCGCUGUCACACACCAUCUCUGACUUCUGGCAGAUGGUUUGGGAGAACGGCUGCACUGUGAUCGUGAUGAUGACGGCUCUGGUGGAAGACGGAGAGAAACAGUGUGAUCGCUACUGGCCUGAUGAAGGUUCCUCCCUCUAUCACAUCUACGAGGUGAACUUGGUGUCGGAGCACAUCUGGUGUAACGACUUCCUGGUUCGAAGCUUCUACCUGAAGAACGUUCAGACGCAGGAGACCCGGACCCUCACUCAGUUCCACUUCCUCAGCUGGCCGGCUCAGGGCAUCCCCACCUCCACGCGCCCCCUGCUGGACUUCCGCAGGAAGGUGAACAAGUGCUACCGAGGCCGUUCCUGCCCCAUCAUCGUUCACUGCAGCGACGGUACGGGCCGGACUGGGACUUACAUCCUGAUCGACAUGGUGCUGAAUCGUAUGGCUAAAGGUGUGAAGGAGAUCGACAUCGCUGCUACGCUGGAGCACGUUCGGGAUCAGAGACCUGGGAUGGUUCGCACCAAGGACCAGUUUGAGUUUGCUCUCACAGCUGUUGCUGAAGAAGUCAACGCCAUCCUCAAAGCUUUGCCUCAGUGA